Salvia miltiorrhiza (redroot sage) is the source of this 1838-nucleotide messenger RNA. RefSeq lists its product as uncharacterized. The record is from RefSeq and is a predicted model, not a curated record. Bases 212 to 985 code for a protein of 257 amino acids. Lineage: Eukaryota; Viridiplantae; Streptophyta; Magnoliopsida; Lamiales; Lamiaceae. The transcript has 7 exons.
AGCGGAAGCGGCGCAGGAUAGCCGAUGGAAUAUCCCUACGAUGCGCCAAGGUGCGCAUGCGCAUCGUCUGAGCUGUCAAUACGCAAUCCUACUCGGCGAUUCACCACCAUGAACACAACCAUCUCUCUUCCUCUCUAAUUUCCCAUUUUCGGUCCACACCAAACCCUCAAUUUUCUACAAAAAGAUUCACAAAAUUGGCUGUUUAGUGAGGAUGAGCAGCGGCGGGAAGUUGUAUUGGGCGCGGAAUCGCGGAGAAGAAUGCAAAGCGAAGGGGAUAGUUGUGCUUUUUGCGUGGGUUUCGGUUGGCGAUGUUCAAUUGAAUGAUUUAGUCGCUCUCUACUCUUCUCUAGGAUGGGAUUGUCUCGUUUCCCGUUCCGAUUAUCUCAACCCAUUCAUUCCGGAGAGAGCUACAUCACUGGCCUUUUCGGUCCUUGACGAGCUUAUUAAGGAACUUAGGCGUGGAAUAUGUCCUGUUGUUCUUGCAUCCUUUUCCGGUGGUUCAAAAGCUUGCUUGUAUAAAGCACUUCAGAUUAUAGAAGGAUGUUCUGAUGUGGAGCUCAGCCUGGAGGAUAGUAGAAUUCUCGCAAACUGUAUCUCAGGCCAGAUCUAUGAUUCUGAUCCUAUUGAAUUUACUAAAGACCUGGGUGCUCGAUUUGCUUUGCACCGCUCCAUCCUCAGAAUGCCUGGAUCGUCAAAACUAGUAUCGUUGUUUGCAAAAGGUGUUACUUCAAGUUUGGAUGCUUUAUUUAUAACCAGGUUUGGAUCCCAACGUGCAGAGUACUGGAAAUCCCUAUAUUCCUCAGUUGGAUUGGGUGCCCCCUUUCUCAUUUUAUUUUCAGAAGAUGAUGAUGUGGCUCCAUGUUCAACUCUGUGCAAAUUUGCUCAGAAUUUACAUGAUCUAGGGGCUGAUGUUAAAGUUGUGAAGUGUGGUACCUCUGUUCAUGUGGCUACAAGCAUCAAUUGGUACAAUAUACAGCUUCCGUAACAGAGUUGCUUGAUCAGGCAGUUUCGAUUUUCUCUGGGAAGCUUCAGAAACUUGGGGAGAGGUCCCGUAUGGAUGAUGAAAUAUCCUACUUGAUAUGUGACCUCCAGGAUGCAGCAGUCGACUCAAAUCAAAGUUUCAGAAGAGUCGCAGUUGGGCCAAAUGACCACUUUUUCUUGCCAAGUUCAUCAGAGUAUCAAAACAGCAGAGAAUUUGGUUCUACGCAGCAGGAGCCCAGAGAUAGAUUACUUCAUCGUUCAAGCCCCCCUUGUAUGAGUGCAAAUAGUGUCCUUGGCCAAGCCCUUUUUGAUGCGUGUGUUCCGAAGAAUGUAGAAGGUUGGGAUAUCAAAUUCUCUGGCUCCUUAAAUGGAGAGCCAUUUGCUUUGGUUCGUAGGAGGUCACCGGUUCGUGGCAUCAAGCAUAGAUCAAGAUUAUGAAUGAUCUUGCGGAACAGAUUCUUGUACUUGGGAAGUGCUGGUUAAAUGUGCAUACUUGUGAUUGAGGAACUUCUGAGCACCCCAUGUGAUUUUGACACCAACUUUUGAGCUUGUAGAGUGGAGUGAUAGUGCUUAAAACAGUGGUGGAGGUUGAGGAGUCGAGAGAGGUGCUUACGUGUUGGUUUCUUCAUUGCACCCUCCAUUUGCAAUCUUUGCCUUAUAAUGAUUUCAUGUCGUGCUGAUGAGAGGAUGAGAUUUGGUAGGUUGCGUGUAUCUUGCAGUUUGUUAGUUUAUCUCGGUGACUUGUUUGCCUGUAAUACUUUACUUGUAUAUAUGAAAUUAUGAAUGUAUAAUAAGCUAACUCUUGUACAAUACUUUUAUGAAUAAGCAAUUGUAAAAUUUUGUGGUAGUGAUCUAAA